CUCCUCCUCCUCCUCCUCCUCCUCCUCCUCCUCUUUUGUCCUCUCUCUCCACUUCUGCUCUUUCUCUGUAAAUUCAGAUGAAUGCAGUAUGUGGCAGGCUGUGGCUGUUGGGCUGUUGAUACUCAUGACUCUUCUCCAGGUAUCAGUCCAGGGACCUCACCAGCGUUUUCUGCUCAAGGAGCUGCUGAAGGACUACAACCCCAUGGAGAGGCCAGUGGCCAAUGACUCCCAGACUCUUACUGUUCAGUUCUCCUUCUCUCUAAUACAAGUCAUGGAUGUGGAUGAAAAGAAUCAGAUCCUCACCACGAAUGCUUGGCUGCAGAUGCAGUGGUACGACCACUAUCUCCAGUGGAACCAGUCAGAGUAUCCUGGAGUUAAGAACCUCCGUUUCACUCCAGACCAGGUCUGGACACCUGAUAUAUUACUUUACAACAGUGCUCAUGAUAAGUUUGAUGCCUCCUUUAAGACCUAUGUGCUGGUUAACUCCAGUGGUUUCUGUGAAUAUCUGCCUCCAGGGAUAUUUAUCAGCACAUGCAAUGUGGACGUGAGAUGGUUUCCCUUUGACAUCCAGCAUUGCGAGCUGAAGUUUGGCUCGUGGACAUUCGAUGGCUGGCUGUUGGACAUCCAGAUGAAGGAGGCAGAUGUGUCAGGAUACAUGCGCAACGGAGAGUGGGACCUGCUGGAGGUCCCUGGGGGUCGUCAUGAGGUUUUCUAUGACUGCUGUGCAGAGCCGUACCCCGAUGUUACCUUUGUGGUCACAUUACGGAGGAGGACCUUGUUUUACGCUCUCAAUCUCCUCAUCCCAAUUGUGCUCCUCUCCUCCAUGACCUUGCUUGUCUUCCUGCUCCCCGCAAACUCUGGGGAGAAGAUCAGCCUCGGCAUUACGGUUCUUCUGUCUCUGACUGUCUUCAUGUUGAUGGUUGCAGAGAUUAUGCCUGCCACUUCGGACUCUGUCCCGCUGAUAGGUCAGUACUUUGCCAGCACCAUGGUGAUUGUGGGGAUGUCGGUCGUAGCUACGGUCAUCGUCCUGCAGUUUCAUCACCACGACCCCAACAGUGGACACAUGCCGCGCUGGGUGCACUUGGUUCUGCUGCAGUGGGUUCCUUGGUUCUUGCGGAUGAAGCGUCCAGGUGAGGGAGUGGAUCCCACACUUUCCAACAGCCAGACCGACUCUCAGAGCAAGACUAUGUCCUCUCCUACCACCACCGCUACCACCGCCACAAUCCCUACCCCAAUGCCCUCCAUCCUCCCGCAGAGCCUCAACUCCCUGCAGGUUACCCUCGCUCAGCUCAGCCACCCACUGUCACAUUCACAACCUCACAGGCCCAACUCUCAGGCUGUCAUCCUCCCUAUUCCCAUCAACAGAGAUCCCAAUCCACACUCCCAGCCCAACGGUCAUCUGCCCUACAUGGGUUUCCAGACCUUCCAGACGACUGUAGAACUGGAGCCAUUUCAGAGGAACAGGGCCAUUUAUCAUGGGAGGGUCAACAGUGGACUAGGUGGAGGAGAAGGAGAGGGAGCAGCACCAGGGGGAGGAGAACCCGCUGGAGAUUCCCCAGUCCAUUACCACCUUCCAUCCUCCAAAUUUGGGAUCUCAACUCAGGAAGCCACCCCAGACCCAGAUCCGUUAAUCACAUCCUCUGGACCUUGUGGUUUAGAGGCUGGAGCAGGAAGAUCGGCUGCUAUGUCUGCCCACAGCAGUGUGAACCGAUCUGUUGCCGUGGACAACCAGCUGCAGGCUCUCCUGAUGGAGGUGCAGUUCUUAGUCGAACGUGUUCGCGAGCAGGACCGGCAGCUGAGCGUGGCGGAGCAGUGGCAGUUUGCCGCCGCUGUUAUCGACCGCCUGUGCCUGGUGGGAUUCAGUGUUUUCAACAUCAUCUGUACCAUUGCUAUUUUCAUGGCUGCACCCAACUUUGGAGAAGCACUAUCCAAAGACUUCCUGUGAGAGGACGAACACAGAGACUUGAGAGAAAAUGGGAUAAUAAAGCAUGAUACAGAUAAGGAUUUAUUGGAAGCACAAUUGUCUGUGAAGGACACUGGGACAUAGCAGCAAAUAUUUCCUUUUAAGGAAGCUUGAUUGGACUGUGGCACAUGUGGACUACAUAUUAUAGUUCAUUCUCUUCCUUUCAGAGUAUUAGACACAUAUUCAUUUGGCUUUUGGUUUCUGUGGAUGUUUCAUUUACAUGUGGAUGAUGGUUGGUGGAAUCAAUCUAUGACUGAAACUUAAAAAAAGACUUCUGUGAAUGAGGAUCUUGAAGUAAAGCAUGACUUUACGAGCUUUAUUAAGUAUUUGUAUUAUUCUCAGACAUGCAACACAGUGUUGCUCAGCUGGAAAAAAACAGUCACUGCAGAGCUUUUUACAUUCAAAUGAGAACAAUGUUUCAUUAAAACUGAUCGAAUUUACUGUUCACUGGACUUGAAUUAAUUAUCAUCGGAGAGAGAUUUCUGACGACAGCUCAGAUCAGUCAUUUGUCACUUGUUUAUUCUUCUCUGAUGUGGGACUUUCAAUUCGUUUUUCUUACGUUUUCAUUCAAGAAGAUGUUCAAAAUGAUCGUGACAGACCACAUUACUGAGUUUAUGUUUUCAUAAAGUCUGAAAAUGAUAAUUGUGUGAGUCUAAUAUUGUUACCGUAGAGAUCUCCCUAUCACAAGCAUUCUUCCACUUUUUCUUUAUCAAACUAAACACUACACUGAUAAUAUCUGGAAUUAAGAGGCGGAACGGCUCCUUCUGUUCCCAUGUUAUGGAAGAUCGUGAUAUAACACUAAGCCCCAGGUAAAGUAGACCGUAUAUCACAAAGCUUCAUUCAUAACCUGGAACAUUACUGUCUUCAUGUGCAGACACUGACUCACUGCAGUGAACAUUUUAAUCUUACAAACACACACAGUCCCUCAUCCUUUCAUUUACCCAAACAGAGAAAUGAAAUCUAUGUCCUGAGUGUAAAAAAAACCCAAAACACGUUAAUGAAGUGUUGGACGAAUGCUUUGUUGUGGCAGAUUGAGCUGAAAGAAUUGUCAAA
Molecule: messenger RNA, 3016 nt
Organism: Solea solea (common sole)
Lineage: Eukaryota; Metazoa; Chordata; Actinopteri; Pleuronectiformes; Soleidae
Product: neuronal acetylcholine receptor subunit alpha-7-like
Exons: 10
Coding region: 89-1945 (618 amino acids)
Biological process (GO): chemical synaptic transmission; regulation of membrane potential; nervous system process
Cellular component (GO): neuron projection; postsynaptic membrane; synapse
Molecular function (GO): transmembrane signaling receptor activity; acetylcholine-gated monoatomic cation-selective channel activity
Source: RefSeq, a predicted model, not a curated record